AAACACCGUCGACAAUCCCGACGAGCUGCUGUAAGCCGCUGGUCAAGUGCUCCCGACGAGCUCCGCGAUUCCUCGCCUGACGAUAUUAUAAUUUGUUGUUUAUAUUUCACGAUAAUGAUUUUCAUUUGGCCGGACGUCCGUUUUCCCUCAGUCGCAUGAAUCGUGUGUCAAUUACAAAUGCAACAAUAAUAUUUUUAUUAUGUGACCAGCGCCAUCAUAAUACUAUGAUACCGCCCGGGUGCGACCAAUUCUGCACCACCACCGAAUUCUCGUCCAUCCGGUGACGAAAGUAUUGGACCUUUUUGAAGAUGUGAAGUACCUAUAUUGGCUAAAUAACUUCAAAAUGGAUAAAGAAACAACACUUAUGUAUCAACCAGCCAAUCGGAUGGAGGACUCUUCGUGGAACUUGACCGAUGUUCAUCUAGAUGACAUUAAAAUGGAUAGUAAUUUUGCCUGGAUGCUGUUCUCACUAAUAUCUGGAAUGGUGUGGGUAAUUUAUAUUACUUACUACAAUUCUAGAGUGACGGCAUAUAUUGUCACCAGACUGUUGACUAGGUUCUAUGCUACAAAAGGAUAUCUUAGUAUAGGUUCUUUUACGGUUUGUGCUCUUUCUGGUAAGAUUAUGUUCAGAGAUAUAAUUUACAUCACUGAAGAUUAUACCAUAAGAGUACAGGAUGGCUGGUUGAUAUUCCGUUGGUGGCGUUCUUAUGUUCCUAAAGAUGUAUCAGAAGAUUUGUCACAUUCUGAUACUAGGCUGUCCGUUAUGUUAAAUGGGUUUGAACUACAUGUAUAUAACCGUUGUAAAAUGUAUAGUAAUUUAGAAAAAGUAUUCAAUUUAGAUCCGUCAAUUAUUCCUUGGGACGAAUUAAGUGUCAAAGAAGAGGAAGCAAAAAAUAAUAAAGAUAAGAAACAAGAAGCAGUGCUUGGAAAAAGCUGGAGAGAUCUUAUACCUGUGAUAAAAAUGGAAGUGUCUUCUGGCCGAGUGGUAUUUGGUAAUCGACUUAUACCAACCACUUUACUAGUCAAUGUCGAAGAAGCCCAUUUUGUGUAUUCGACUAAACCAGCUGCUUCAAAAUUGGACCAUUUUAUGCACUUUGUUAAAUGCAAAGCAGAAAAUUUUAAAGUGAUAUUAGCACCAAGUCCCAAAUAUACUGGCAUGGCAGAUGAUCCUCCUCGAUACAUGGGUGCUGGUUUUGUUGUGUUUUCAUCAAAUAAUAUAGAACUUUACUACUACAUGGACGAACCAGGGGUUGUACCUGAAGAACCUGAAAUGUUGCAAUUAGCAAAUGGGGAUAUAGUUGAAUCGGCUCCACCCAUUUGGGGAAUUGACAUAAAGUGUGGAAAAGGAACAGACUUCAGUUAUGGUCCUUGGGCAGACCGACAAAGGGAACAUUUAUUCAAGUUAUUCUUUCCACAAGAUUUUCAACCACUUAAGGUUAGUGAUCCACCAUUACCUGGGGAAAAACGUCAAGUUCAAGCAUUUGAUAUUCGCCUGAAUACACUCUAUGAAUCUACUAUUGACAUUUUGUUUUCAAAAAAUAAAGAAACUAAUGCAAUUCAUAUUAAUGUUGGACCGGGUUCAUACAUGGAAAUUACUUUACCAUGGCUAGUAGCACAUGAUGGUUAUACUACUAAAAUUACCGGGCAGCUACUUCAUUUAGAAGCAACUACAAGUUUGCAAUUUCGCAGUUUAUUAGAGUGUGAAACAUUAGAAUUUACCGCUCAUUGCCACUAUCCAAUUCAGUGGAAUGAUCAUCAAGAAUGGUUGUUUAAUUUAACUGGUUGUAAAGCAACAGGGUGGUUUACCUAUGCUCACAAAGGUUUUUUUCAAGAAAUGAUAAAUGAUUGGGCCAGUAAAAGUAGGCCAGAUAUUUUACAUUUUGUGCCAUAUACAUGGAAGUUUUCAGUUCUUAUGAAAGAAUUUGAAUUAAUAACUAUUAGUAAUGAAUACAAUUGGAUCGAUUGUUCGUCUCAAAAUCAAGAGAAUGCUCUUAUUGCUGCCAGUGGUGAUUUAUUUGAUUUUUCAUUUGAUCUCCCAUUUACGGAGUUUUUGCCUGACACAUUACCACUUCGAUUUUGGAUUCAAGGUGAAAGUAUAGAUUUAUCUAUGUAUUUGCCAGAAGUAUAUACUAGCCGAAGUGUUUUAUUAUCAUUAAAUCAAAAUGCUAAAUUACUUGGACGUGAUGGAAAAGUAUAUAGAUCAAAAUUGGAUGAUAAUGGACGUAAAUGGCGAAAUAUUUGUCAAAAAGGUCUUGGAUGGGUAGACUGUUGGACCAUGCCGAUUGUUGCUUUAUCAAUUAAUUUUAUUUAUCAUCCAAUGCCAAUGUAUGGACCACCACCUCAAGCUGACAUAACUACACCCGAAAAAGAAGAAAAAUUGCUUUCACCAAUGAGAAUGCAGCAUCAUAAGACACAAAAUGUUCCUAUUCAUUGGACUCGAGAUGAAGGACAAAAAUUUGACCCAACUACUUUACCAGCUGACAAAGUUAGUUUAGAGUUGGAAAUUGGUUCAUCAAUUAUGUUUUUGUACGGAUCUUGGCUCAGGCAUUUUUUUCAUUUAAAGGAAAGCAUUUUUGGUGAAGAUCAAAUUUUUACUGAUAUGAAUGAUAAAUUAAACCCAAAAAGUGCAAAUACUGAUAAAGUUACAGAUCAAGACAGUAGUUCUUUAUCAGAUAUAAAAAUUCAAGUAGAUCCACGAGAAUACAGACCAUUGGAAGUAGUUAUUUCUAUUACUAUGCAUGAUUUACAAGCCCAUCUCAUUAAGAAUUGCAAUGAUAAUGAUCCCCCUUGUCCAGUUAUAAUAAUUGAACGUUUUGGACUGGAAAUGAAGAAAUCUUAUAGGGACACUCAGUUACAGUUAUUGUUAUCACCUAGUUUACUUAUAUCCAGUGAUAAAUUAGGAAAUCGACCAGUAAAAGAUCAUCAUUUGAAUCAAGGACAUUUAAUGCUUUCUGCUCUACAGAUUCGAGGUCAUGCUAUGUUUAGUGAUGCUGAAAGAAAUCUCAACCAAGACACGUUAGAAUAUGCUUGGUUAUUAGAAAUUCAGCUGGGAAAACUUAGUGGUAAAGCUACUGCACCUCAAUUGUUUCAUGUUGUGACAGGCUUGGAGACUAUGUUCUUACUAAUGUUUGAUUCAGAAAAUCAGCUCAAACCAGCUCAUUUACCAUUAGAAUGUCAUCAUGGUUCAUCUCCUUCAACAUGUCCUCAUAAUGAUCCACAGGCCCGUUAUAGAUGUCCCACAGCUGAUGAAAUAAAAUACCGAAUGACUCGUGUAGCUAUUGAUGCUAUAGAUAUCUAUCUAGUAGAGUCUGGUACAGCUAUUAAUUUAUGGGCUUCCCCAUUACGACUAUCACAUUGUAACUUACAUAGUAAUCAUCUCAAGUCUGGUAUUACAUUAGUUAUUCCAGCUGUGAAACUCAAACAAUUUAUUUGUGCUGGUCCACAAAACACACUUGGACUUAAUAGUAACACUAGCACUUCGGGAAGUAACAGAUCUCAGCAUCGAAAUAUUAGUGGUACCUCAAAUGAAAAUCAGGAAAUGUGGCUAGAGAUUGGUUCUGCAUCAUUGGGUCCUUUUAUACUUGAGUUGGCCUCUUCUUUAUCUGACUCUGAUAAAAAUUUACACCUUGUUCAACAUAAAUAUCUUAAACUGCACGAUGAUCGUUACAAAAGAUUAUGGUUUUUGUGGCCAAGUGACAGUAGGUCUCUUGUGACGGGAAAAUGUGGUUGUGUUGGCGGAUGUGCCUUUUUUGGACGUAAUCGAAAUGGUCAACGUUUCUUUAAACCGUCUAGAAAUGAUAUUCAAGAUGGCAUCAAUAUUGCAGCUUUAAGAGUGAAUGAAAGUGGAAAAGAUCCAGGAUUCGGCCAAAGUAUUUUACAUGAUUGUCAAUUAAUAUUUCAUACACCACCGUACAAUAUUGGUAGUGGUGUUGUUAUACAUGAUCAUCCAGUACCACAAUGGCCAAAUAUUCGUCUUUUAAAUAAGGUAUACCAAGAUCAGUCUGAGGGAAGCAAGAACAGUUCUAAUAUCCCAACAAAUGUACCAUACACAAUAGACAGUGAAGACAUACCUUCUCCUUUACCGACUCACCCAUUAUCUAGACGUUUCUCAUAUUCAUCUGCUGCCAGCAGACUAAAUGGAGUACAAACAAUAAGUCGUGAAGUGCCGUAUUCACGCCUAAUUGAUGCCAGUCCAACCCCUGUACUUAAAAUGGAUUCACGACCACAAUCACCUCACAAGUUUAACACUACUAGGUCCAUACUGAGUGUGCCCGAAAACACAUUAGCUGUAGACAAUGGUGCCUGCCCAAAGUAUAGUGUUUCAGAUUCUAGACUUGCUGUUGAUUAUUUUAACACAACAGCCCUACAAUAUAAUGCACUUGUCACAAGUGCUCAGAAUAAUUCAAUUAGUGCAGCCAAUGCUGAUUCCAUACAUUCCUUACACCAGACUAGUUCAAAACACCCGUUUUCAAGAACUAUAUCUAUAACUAGUGAUAAUCCAUCUGAAGUCUUUUUUUCGGCUGAAGAGGAUCUUACUCUAACUAGUAAUCUCAAGAGUAAUGAUCGAAUUACAUUGGGCUCAGCCAGGUGUUCUUCAUUGAAGAGCUCUUUGAACAGCAGCGGAAUUGGUCAAAAUGAAUCUUUUAUUAAGAAUCAUUUUGGAAGUGAGACAACCAUCAUACCAAGUAGUCCAGCACUAUUAAGUAAUAUUACUGUUUCUAAUAACACAACAGUUGAUCAUCAAGACCAUACAGUAUUAAAUAUUGACACCUUAGAAUGUGAUUUAGCUGAUGAUGAAAAAACAUUACUUGCUGUGGACAUGAGUAGAGAUGCCAAUCAAAGUCCAUUGUUGAAAUCUAAUCAUAAUUUAAUUGAUAAUGAACAUGAUGGAGGAAUUAUAGAUUCAUCAGAUUCACGUUCAAUAUCCAGUACAUCGUUUAUGUCUGCUGUAUCAUCUCAAGAAGACUUGGCACUUAUAAAUUUGCACAUGCAUAUCAACAAGCCUAUUGUUGAUUCUCCAUUAUUACUUACAACUUAUACAAAUCAUUUAUCACAAACAAGUUGUAAUAAUUGGUCUCAAACAUCAUUACCAGCAGGAUCUGAUGCGUUUACUGUUCCAAUUUAUCAGCAUACAGUAGACGAUCGUCUUGUAUUUAUUGGUAGUAAAUAUUUACCUAAAUUUGAAACUACAGCUGAAGGUUUUACAAGUUUAAAGAUGGUGCCUAGAACAGAUUCCAAAGAAAAAGAACCUAGUCCACUUAAUGCACAAACACAAUCUUCAAAGAAAUAUACAUGGGAUCAAUCACAGUUUGAUUUUACUCAGAAUGCAAAAGAAACAUUUGAAAUUGAUUGUGAAGAGGAAAUGGUAUCUUUACGAAGUGAAACUGGAACAAGAACAACAGUUGUUAUCAAACUCAAAGGAGAUAUUGAUUUGAUGGUCACACCAUUAGCCUUAGAAUCACUUCAAAAGUUUGUUGAUAGUUUGAUUCCAACAUUUAGUAAUCUCCACCCGCUUACUGUUUUGAACCACUUACAUUCCAGUUGCAUUAGUCGUGUUGAAGCUGCUAAUAUACUUAAACGUGAUAAAUAUUUAAGCCAAAUGCAGGGCGGAGGAAGUAAAAGGAGUACUGUGGAAAGAGUAAAACCAAAUUUAAAUAAAGAUGCACAACCUGAUUUACAACAACCAAACCGUGUUUAUGAAGAAUUUAUUGCUUCACAAGUUCAAGGAACCGUGAUUUUACCAAAAAUUAACAUUUGUGUACUACAAGCGUCCAUUGUUGAAGAAGUUAUAUCUUUUUCAGCAUUAGAUAAUAUUAGAGAUUUGACUUGUGUAUCAUUAUUAGCAAUAUGUCUUGAAGAACUUACUACCAAGUUUCAUUUUAGUAAACAGGCAAGAGAAAUUGUACAAACAUAUCAUCCACCAGCUGUAGCUCCUAGUGGUCAAAAGAAAGGUGUUUUAAGUAGAGCUGCUGGAAAAGCUUUUUUACUUGGAUUGAAUAUUACUUCUGAAGUUGAUCCUGAGAGCACCCACGGUGAACCAGUUUAUAUUGAGACUUCUGAAAAACAGCAAGAAGAAACAGUUAUCACACUGCACAUAAAUAGAGCACAUGCUCAACUACGUAGACUGCAUAAUGAGUGUUCAAUAUUGAAAGAAGCAGUUAUAACAGCUAUACCGACUCAUUGUUCAAAAGUCAUGUUUAAAACUUGUUCUAAAGGGAAAUCUACAGAAGUUCAGAAUAGUGUAAACAGCGAUAAUGAUGAAAUGGGGCUGAUAAAUAUUUCAGAUGAAAAAAUGGGAUUUAUUAUGAUGGAAUGUGGUUUUGAAGGAAUUGCUUUUAAAGUUGUAAAAAGAUCAAAUUUUGAGAAAGAGAAUGAUCGAGAAAUCAGAGAUGUGCCAUCACCUUCACCAGUACCUGACUCAACUGUUGGGAAAGUAUCUCAUUCUGAAAUUCGAACUAAAAAUGAAGAUAAUAUAGAAUCUAAAGCAAAUACCUCUAGCAAACAAGAUGUAGGUGGUGGUUCAACGCCCAUGGCUACUCCUAAGCAAAUUAAGACUCCCUCAGAAACGUUUAUCAAUAAUGAAGAUACAGUUGAUAACACAGUGGCAAAAGUGGGAAUUGAUAAAAAUGCAUCAUCUUGUGUCAUGGAAGUAUGUCAAGUUUGGUUUAACUUUGCUGCGCCUCCAUUAACACCGAUUACUCGUAAAAUAGACUAUACAAGACAUGACUGGAAUUUACUGAGUACAGCAUCACCGGCUAUUAAUGCAUGGAUGAAUCCUAGUAAUCGUUUUGCAAUGCGUCUUGUGCACAUGCUGCGUACUAGAUAUAGACGCUGUACAGCUGUUGUAACUUGUUUAAUGGCUGAGGCACUAGAUGUUCAAAGUCUCCAUAUACCUCUUAAGAGUCGUUAUAGGCAUACUACUCCUUUGGCUAAAACUUUACAAGAGGAUCCUUCAUGUCAACUGUGUAAUAUAUUGCAAAAAUACCUUCUUCAAAGUGAUGUAACAAUCGAUACCAAUUUAAAAGAUCCAUUUUUGCCUAACUUAUCAAUUUUGAGACAAGGUGUUAUUGUUUUGAGUCGUCAGUGGAAAAAUAUCUUAUAUACCCCUUUAUUACUUGAACACAACUUCAAAAGCCGGCAUCAUAACUUAAAACCAUUAAAUGUAACUUUUGCAGUUUCAGAUGCUGAAGAGGAUGGGGAGGCUUCUGGGGAAGAAGGCGGAGAAGGAAUAACCGACGAGUGUGCUAUGCUGCUGACCAGCGAACGUCAUUCGCACGUGUCUACAUUACAACGGGUACUCAAAUCGCAUACAAACAAAUGUGGGUCAAAAGGAAAUUAUGGUAACGAGUCUCAUUAUUAUGAUCCAUUUUCUCCUACCGGUAUGGCAGAUCAGCCAAACGAUGUUGCAAUGAGUUCACAUAAUUCUUCUUGUGAUCAGCCUAAAAACAACAAGUCACUGUUACCCACACAAAUGCCAUCUUCAUCUAGAGCUAGUGUGAUGUUUCCAAUAUUGGAUGAUACAGUUCAGCACACAUACAAAAAUAUUGUCGAAGUUCCAUUAGUUGAUAGUAACUAUCAAGCUCCAGUAGAAGGUGAAAACUUGGCUGGAAGCGUAGAGGCUAUAAACAUAUCUCCACAAAAAUCAGACCGAAAUGAAGAUCUUUACACUUGGAUGGCCAAACAAGAUUUUAUUAAUCCUGAACCUCGAGUACCUAAUAGACUGGUUAAAGCUAAAAAAAUACGAAAUUGGCGGCUACGUAAAGGACCGUUACGUACAUCUGAAUCAAAGAAUGUACCUCUUACAUCUGAUAAUCAAUCUUCAGCUGAUUUUGCGGAAUCAGAUUCUUUACGUUUUAAUAUAUUUCCUAAAUAUGAUUCACUACGAUUAUUGGAUGCUCACCUCAUUUUUGAACCAUUAUUAUCUAGUCUUGGAGUUAUGCCUCAACAAAUGGUUAACCCUAAUUCAGGUAACAAUGGUAUGGCUGCACUUGACUCUUGGGGAUCUAAUUUGUCACUUGUUGGGAGUCUUGAAACAAUGCGUAUAGACAUUGUUGUCAGUGAGUAUGGAAAACUUCCGGAAACGGGAAAAAAAUCAAAAUCUUUUAAAAACAAAUCCAAAUCAGAAACUCCGUGGUUAGAUUUAUUACCUGAAGUACCUGCGUUCUUAUGUGAUCGUGUUAGUAUUGAAUGUGAUGUACGUCGAUCAGCUGAUAUGACAGUUGUUGAUGAUAUUCGACGACAAAGACGGAAUAUGCUAUACUUGUCGCGAGGCCAAUUAAAGAAACAUUCAAACACAUCAUUUAAUAUUUGUGUUUCUGUUAGAUACAUUUCUCAACAGGUUAAUAUGCCUUUGUUGCGACUUCUUAAUCAAAUAACUAAUAUGUACCAAAAUGUGAAAGAUACUCAAACUGAGCUUCGUGAACAACAGCCUCAUCCAUAUGUUUCGCGUACUAAUGCUAAGCCACCAGCAUCACAAUCUGAUCAAUCAGAAGUACCAGUACCCACACCACCACCUAUCAAACGUUUUUUGCCCCGUUCAGCUAGCGAAUUGAAACCUAUUGUAUCACCUUCUCCAUCAAUACGUUCAAAACACCAAACAUUAGCACAAAAAUUAAGAUCAACUGGUAAAAGCGUCAAAGGUUAUAUGAAUUUGAGUGAAACUCCAGUAGUCAGCGAAUGCUUGACUCCGAGUUUAUCUGAAUUUGAACGUAUCACACCAAUGAAACCCAUUGAUGAAGUGGAUUCCAAUAUUGUAUCAAUGACACCUAGGUGUUGGAAGACUGUUUAUCAUUUAUUAGAAUUAUAUGCUACAAUGCCUGAAACCAAAACAGUGACACAACGGAUAUCAUUUGGUGUAGAUGUAUCGGAAGGAUACAAGGGCACUAGAAAAUAUGAUAUAUUACCAGAGUCCAAAUCUUGCGAUGAUAUUGAUAAAGAUGGGUCUACAAGUACUCCAGUACCACCUGUUUCACAGCUAAAUCAGCGAAUAACAAAAGAAGAACGUACAAGACUUAUGGUGUUUGUUGUAGUUCGUAUUCACCGAACUAGACUAUUGGCCACAUUGAGUGGCUUAAAAUUAGAAGCAGAAAUUACUAACUUACAUACUAGUUCAACUUUUCGAAAAAAAACACGACCUCCAAGUUUAGAGUGUUCUUUGACUGGACAUAUAGGUCGUACUAUGAUAGUACUCCUAGAAGGUGUCGCACCUAAUCAACAGACUGUUGUUAAGGUUACUGUUGGUAAAUCACAGACUUUAUAUUCAAGUAUGAGUCGCCGAACAAAGGAUCAAAAUUCUGGUUUACUAACAAUUGGUGUAGUAAAUAUUGAUAUCCCUCAACAUCCUGUUGCUCUUCACGGAAUGAUGACUAGAGGAAGCAAGCAGCUUUCAUCUACUUUACAGGAACUUCGAGUGGCUCGAACAUCUAGUCGAAUGGGACGGGUUCCAACUAUUGAUGAAACUGAUGUACAAGGCUCUGUAGGACCAUCAAGUAUGACUGCUCAACAAAGUCCAAUGGUGCAAAGAGUGCACAAAGAAGAAGUUAUUAAGGUCACUGUUCCUGAACCUAAUGUUUUACUACAGCCAUUAGUUAUGCAUUUCACUGCUGUCAUUCAAUGUUUAACUGUCACUGCUGCUUUAUUGCCUUCAUUACGAGCUCAAUAUAAAAUGGACCAAGUUACCAGCACUGGUUAUACAGGAAACAAAGCAAAGUUUAUAAUUGAUUUGCCUCAACACACUUUAUCAUUCUCAACUAAAAUACCGGUAACUGAGACAAAUUUACCAUCAGAGGCUAGUAUAGAACUUCCAAAGGUACAUGUGUCGGCUGAAUAUAUACUUGAUGGUGGUUUAAAAACAGGAGAGAAUCAAUUUUCUGGAGCAGAUGGUGCUGUACUACGCCAAGGAAAUUAUUUAAGUGCUGUAGCUGAUAUUGGUGUAUUUGAACAGUCGCUCACAACAGAUCUAUUAAACCAUUUAGUGUUUGUUCAAAAAGUAUUUAUGAAAGAAGUCAAUGAAGUUGUUCAAAAAGUAUAUGGAGGUGAAAAACCUGUACCUAUAUGGUUAGAAGAUAAUGACACAAAUCGUUCUGCACCUGUCAAAAGAAUAUUAUUUUCAUUGACUGUGAAAAUGAGGCGCAUAGAACUUACUGCUACUACCCCGACAAAUUGUGCUGUUCGAUUAGAAACAGGUUCGGCAGACUUUCAACUAUCAAAUAGGGUACAAAAUGUAUCGGGGUCAUCUUAUCAAACAUCUGAACAAGUUAAAAUUUUUGUCAAAGCCCAUAUUGAUGUAAAUUUAUCGCUUGGUCAAGUGAUACGGAACCCAUUGUUUGAAGAAGCUGAUCCUGAAUUCCAAAGUUUCGCAUUUUUUAAAACAAGGAUAGAGCUACGAAAUGCUUUCCAAGGAGAAAUGGUUGGUGAAGGUGAAGACAAAGAAGUAAUACUCAUUACUCUGCGAAGGCCUUUAAUUUAUAUUCAACCUUUGGCUGUGGACAAGGCAAUAUUAGUGUGGUUGAACUACAAAAAUGCAUACGAAUAUUGGAACGAACAACGGGCUAGUUUAAAUAAAGAAGUUUUGACAGCUACUCAGCCAUCGACAGAAAAAUUGCCAUCUGACAAAAUACCGGUGUCACCAAAUUUGGGUACUAUUUUCUUACAAUUGACUGUUGAGGAUAUGGGUAUUUGUGUGCCUUUGAAUCCACUUCCCCAGACAACUUGGGGUUUAAAUCGGUCGAUUUUCAUGGACUUUGAGUCAUGUUCUGCAGUGGUAGUUACGUUAGAAUCAACUAGUAUAUCAGCAUGUAGUUCUGGGUCUCUAGUCAGUAAGGGCCGUUUCAUUGGUCUAUGUUUAAGAUUUGCCGAUGAUUUUGAUUCAUCUCUUGAUGAUUGGAAGCCUGAUAUAACUAAUGAACUUGUGUCUACUGCAAUGAAUUUGUGCAUAGUGUCAGAAGGAACAUAUGAAGUAUGCAGUCGUACAACUUCUCAAAAAUUAGAUUCUGUUACAGAAAAUGCAAAAUGGUUCUUAAACGUAAAAUGGCAAAUGGAAGGUGUUGACAUGCAUUUAGAUGUAAAUAUAGGAAAACAGCUUAGUGCGUUAGGACAUACUUUAACUGCCUUAACUGGAGUACAAGAUACUGAUGAUCCAUUAUCGGAUAGUAAUCCUAUAUCUCAAGACAGUGAUAUUAUUAGACACAAAUCAAACAUGGAAGGUGAUAUAUUAGCAUCUUUAGCCAUUGAUCCCACUAUGAGUGCUAAAACUAGAUCAAAAAUAAUUGAGAAAGAAAUGUAUGAACAAGCUAAAGCCAUUAAUGAUUUACGUUCGUUGGGAGCAUCUCAGGGGACUAUUGAACAUGAAGUCAAGCGUUUACGUGAAUUGGAAGCAAUGGUUUUCAAAGGAUUCAGAAGAGAUAUGAUUCAGAAACUUAGAAGACAAAGUGUGAAAGGUAAAUCGAGCUUAAAGGGUAAAUUUGGACUUAGCAACAAAAGUUCUACAUAUAGGUCAAAGUCAUUUAUUGUUUCACCUACACAAGAAGUAUCAGAAUUCAAAGAAACUCAAAGUCCUGACGAAGUGACUAGUUUAAGUAGUGUUGAAAAUUCUCCUCAAGCUGGACCACAACGUUCAACAUCAUUUAGGGUGACACAUCCUGGUCAUGUAACAUUCAGUAAUACUAAAGAAAUAUUCCGACAAAGUUCGUUGCCCAGUGCUAGCUCCGAACAAAGUUUAACUACAGAAGGUGAUGAUAGUUGGCCAAAUGCAGAUUAUGGCAGACAUAUGGACUCAAGGGAUGACUUUUUGGUUAAUCCAUUAUUUGUGUCGGGUGCUACUCAAAAACCACAAGAACCUAAUAUUGAUUUUGAGUUAGAUGUAAAAGUGUUUAUUAACAGUGGAAAAUGUGUAUUGCACACUAAAGAUUCUGUUAAAGAAGAUGAAAUCAAAUUGAUGACUAGAAUGAAAAAAGAGCGUAGUUGUUCUGGUGGUGUAUUUGAAUAUGUUCCUGGAAGUCCAAAUUUACCUAGGCGUUCUUAUAAAGAUAAAUUAGGUGCAAAUAGUACAUCGAGUUCUCGAUUAAGACACCACCAGACAGUGACCAACACUCUAUCUCAGUUAUCUGAAUUAACUAUAUUUCAUAUUCCUGGACUGGAUUUUAAAGUACAUUACGCAUCAAAAAUGGUGUCUGAUGAAGGUCAAUCUCUCAUGUACUCAAUUGACUCAAGUGGAGUAAUUAGUAGAAAAACAAGUACUAAAAAAGCCAGCCUCUAUUGUUGGGCUACACUCCAGAGCAUACCAGAAGAGACUAUUAUAUCACCACAUAUACUCGAAUUCCUAGAGCAGACUUUAGCACCUAUACCGGCACAACAGUUUGCUGAUACAGGUACAUUUGAUACAAUGUUUGCUACAGAUAAUGAUGACGAUUUGUUUGCUCCAUAUUUGACACCUGGGCAAUACGCUUAUACUUCAUUCCCUGUCGACGUAAUUGUCUAUCUCCAUGUUCAAACAUCAACAUUCCGAUUUUCAUGUUUGCCAGUAUCACGCGUCGAAUGUAUGCUGAAGUUGCCAUCAUUGGAUAUUGUGUUUUCUUCUAAAAGAACUGAUUCUUCAAAUGAACUUGAAGAUUAUUAUGAAGACUCCAAUAGUUUACCAGUUGCAGUAGGAGGUUUAAGUAUUACUGGAGUGAUGGCAGACUUUUCCAUGUACAUUUUUCAUCCAUAUGGAGGAAAAAAAUCAUCAGCCAAUCUUAAAGAGCCACAUACUCAUGCAUGGUCACCACUAGCUGAUGGUGAACGCAAAGAUUCUUUAAGCGUAAAUGUUGAAUUUAUUAAAUUUCAUUUAUCCAGAAGUAGGAAGCUUAAUUUUGAAUCCGUACCUGGACCUAAGACCACAUCUGAUCAAAGUCACGCAACUAUUAGAUUCUCCACCAUUGUUGAUAUAGGAUCUGCUUCAUUCAAAUAUGACAUGAGGCGUUUGACUGAAAUUUUAGCAUUUCCCCGUGCUUGGUAUAGGCGUAGCAUUGUGCGCAGACUUUUCUUAGGCGAUCUUACCAGAACUGUUCCAAGCAGCGUGUAUAGUGACCAUAGUAACAACGUGGAUCCUGAAGAUUCUUAUGGAAAUUUUAUAACUGAUACUAAAGUAAAACCUAGCCGUGAUAAAUUACACUUGAACAUUAAGGGUGACAAACAUUUGCCUUUGGAAAAGAAAAAAAAUAGUUCAAGCCAUGACUCAAGUCCAGACCAAAAAUCUAGUAGUGUCGGUGCAGCUGCAUGGGAAACACUGGUGAUAUUUGCUGUAAACUUUAAGAGACUUAAUGUACAUAUGAAUAUGGGAAAUGUUAUGGGAAAUGUUACUUGGUUAUCCAAGCAAUUUCAUUCCGAAGGCCGAUUAUCCAUUGGAAGUACUGGUCAUAAAAAUAUGUACAUUGGCUUAGGUCUUGGUGGUUCUGAACUUGACGCUAAAGGCGGUAUUGUGGGUGGCAUAAUUGAAUUGAAUGAAAUUAACACUUAUGUGUUGAUUAGAGAAGAUCCAGGUUCAGAGCCUCGGCAUACUGUUGGUUUAAAAUUGUCAGCACUUGAACUUCGUUUAGAUUAUAUGGGUACAGCAGUAUUAAUGUCCAGAGUUAGCCUACUUGAAGUGGUUUUAAAGGAUGAAUGGAAGGUGUUGAGUAAAGCCAUAUCAACUGACAGUGUACAUGACUCAAGCAAACGGCCAGGAAUUGUGUUUAUGCAUGGUGAUCUUGGUUGGGACCAAUUGCAGUUGAUGAUAUCCAAAAGCACCUCCUCGGAUAUUAUGAAAAUGUAUUAUAAACUGGAAGAAUUCUUCUCACAGCAGUUUAAGUCCAGCAAACGAGUUUUCUCAAGUUUACAAGACCACAGAGAAUCAAUUGGUAGUGAGAAAAGUUCAAAAAAGAAGACAGUGAGAAGACGAAUAUUAAUCUCAACCUCAAGUCCAGAUAACAUAAGUUCAGACGAAUGUAAACACCAUCACCGACAUUGGCAACGUGCAUUAGAAGCAGUUUCUGGAUUAAGAUUAUCCACAUUAAAGUACCCUUUACCACAUUGGGGUACUGUUUUAGGCGGAAAAAUGGAUUUACAUGGUGUAAAUAUAUCUUUAGCAUGCUUUCAUGGCAUUAAUUUCAAAUCAAAGUCAUGGGCACUAUUCUCCUUAAAAGAACCAUGUAUAUCAUUUGCAACUGAAGCUCAUGAAGUAUUUAAUUUUGGAGAUUCUGGACCACUAUGUAGAGAUGACUUGGACAUAAAUAUAGUACAAAAUCUCACUUUUAGUUUGGGAAUGGAGGGUACUGUACGUCCACAACACAGUAUGGCAACUGUGUGUAAGUUUAGUCGUAAUGUUCUUUUCCCACCGCAGUUCAAAACUAUUCAAGAAUGGUUCAAUUAUGCCUUUGCAUUAAGUGAAAUAGAUGAAGUUGACCGUUUCCCAAGUUUGGAGCGUGAGAAACAAGAUACCACUGAGUCAGCACCACGCUCACGUACACCAAAACCUCAAGAGAACCUGACUCAUACACGUGAAGUCAUAUUUGCAUUACCUACAUUACAACUUAAUCUCAAGAGCAACCAUACACAACCCGUCAAGUUACCUUCCCCAUAUGACAUCAAACCGACAGUUGAGUGUAGUUUUAUAACAGAGUUUGAAGAUCAUAUUUUUGUAACUGUAGAUGCAGAAGCAUUUUUCUUUCUACAUGAUCUCAUAACAUCUUAUAUUUUGGAAAAAGAUAAAGUAUCUUCUAUGACUAAUCGACCACAAAGUCCGGAAACAUCCAACACUGGAAAUACAAGUCAGCCCACCAUGGAAUCUCCUCAAUCAUUCACUAAUGAUUGGAGGGAUUACAAUUGUACCACUUGGCAUUUAGAACCAACUGUUAGAUUGUUGUCAUGGGGAGGCAAAAGUAUUGAGCCUUAUGGCGUAGACUAUAUAUUACAAAAGCUUGGUUUUUCACAUGCUCGGACGACCAUACCAAAAUGGAUGCAAAGAGGAUUCAUGGACCCUUUAGAUAAAGUACUCUCAGUGCUCAUGUUACGAAUGAUAGCAAUAGCACGAGAAGAAGAUGUUACCCGAAGGGAUGAUCCUGUAUGAAGCUAUAGAUUAAACUUAAAAUAAAACUAUUCCAUUGGACUUGACAAUUGCAUUCUUUUAUCAUACUAAAAC
Messenger RNA from Myzus persicae (green peach aphid), 15154 nucleotides. RefSeq lists its product as uncharacterized. The coding region runs from base 344 to 15082 and encodes 4912 amino acids. Gene Ontology annotation, biological process: synaptic vesicle endocytosis. NCBI's taxonomy places the organism in Eukaryota, Metazoa, Arthropoda, Insecta, Hemiptera, Aphididae. The transcript has 75 exons. The record is from RefSeq and is a predicted model, not a curated record.